UCUACUUGAAUGAUUCCAAAACACGUACGUCAAAAAAUUAAAAUAUAAGUCCAAUAUCCAAUAUCUGCUUUCUACUAGUACUAUUCUAAAGAAUUAGCAAUAGGGCCAAUAGCACCCCACAAAUGAAUCAAGAUCUUGAAACUCCAUUAAUUUCAAAUGAAGUUCAAGAAAAUAAUAAUGCCAAUAACGUUAUUUUUGACGGUCCAAAUAUAAAUAGUAAGAGUAGUGAAAGUUUAUUAUUAAGAAAAAAUGAGAUAUUGAGUGAAGUGAAGAAGCAGUUAGUGUUAGCAGGGCCUCUUAUGGCUGUCAACUUCUUGCUGUUUUCUUUACAAGUUGUAUCAGUUAUGUUUGUUGGUCAUCUUGGUGAGCUCCCUCUUUCCGGUGCUUCCGUUGCCACCUCUUUCGCCUCUGUCACCGGUUUCAGCUUGCUGAGAGGAAUGGCAUAUGCCUUAGACACAUUUUGUGGUCAAUCAUAUGGAGCAAAGCAAUACAAAAUGCUAGGAAUACACAAGCAAAGAGCAAUGGUAGUUAUCCUCUGCAUCAGCAUUCCUCUUGCAAUUAUCUGGGGAAAUACAGGACAAAUUCUUGCAUUUUUAGGCCAAGAUGAAGAAAUCUCAACUGAAGCAGGAAUUUAUGCACAUUACAUGAUUCCGAGUAUAUUUGCAUAUGGUCUUCUUCAAUGUCACAUUGGAUUUCUACAAGCUCAAAACAUUGUUGUUCCUAUGAUGCUUACUACAGGGUUUACAACUCUGUUGCAUGUUGUUAUCUGUUGGUUUAUGGUGUUCAAGUCUGGACUAGGCAACCGAGGGGCGGCAUUGUCGAACGCCAUAUCGUAUUGGAUUAAUGUGGUGUUGUUGGGUGUUUAUGUGAGGGUGUCUCCUGCUUGUAAAGAGACAUGGACUGGUUUCUCAAUGGACGCUUUUCAUGACAUUCCAGAGUUUCUUAGACUUGCUGUUCCUUCUGCUGUUAUGUCAUGCUUGGAAGUAUGGACAUUUGAGAUGAUGGUUCUACUAGCUGGUUUUCUUCCAAACCCAAAGCUUGAAACAUCUGUUCUCUCAAUCAGUCUCAACACAUGUACAUCAAUAUACAUGUUACCACUAGGAUUAAGUGGAGCAAUAAGUACAAGGGUUUCCAAUGAAUUGGGGGCCGGACGACCGCAUUUAGCUCGAUUGGCGGUAUGUGUUUCGACGUUGAUGGUAGGGGUAGAAGGGAUUUCAGCAGCAUUUUUGUUGAUCUUGGGGCACAAUGUUUGGGGAUAUUGUUAUAGCACAGAAGAAGAGGUAGUGAAAUAUGUUGGACAAAUGAUGCUUCUUCUUUCAGUUUCACAUUUUUUUGAUGGCGUUCAAUCUGUGCUUUCAGGCACGGCUAGAGGAUGUGGUUGGCAAAAAAUUGGAGCUUACAUCAAUUUGGGAGCUUAUUACCUACUAGGCAUUCCUUGUGCCUUGUUGCUAGCAUUUGUGUAUCACUUUCGAGGCAAGGGACUAUGGGCAGGAAUUAUAUUGGCCUUAGUCGUCCAAUCUUUUUUUCUCCUACUCAUAACAUUACGUACCAAUUGGGACAAAGAGGCAAAGAAGGCCAAAGAUAGGAUGUGUAAUUUAACAGUGAAUUAAGGGCAUUUUACCAAACAUCAUUUUGAUCUUAAUUGAUGUUUGCUUUUAAAAGAAGUGUCAUAAAGAUAUUGAACUAGAAACGAAAAA
This is a messenger RNA of Chenopodium quinoa (quinoa), 1697 nucleotides long. RefSeq names its product protein DETOXIFICATION 16-like. Bases 123 to 1610 code for a protein of 495 amino acids. Gene Ontology annotation, cellular component: membrane. Lineage: Eukaryota; Viridiplantae; Streptophyta; Magnoliopsida; Caryophyllales; Amaranthaceae. Gene Ontology annotation, biological process: xenobiotic detoxification by transmembrane export across the plasma membrane. Gene Ontology annotation, molecular function: xenobiotic transmembrane transporter activity; antiporter activity. The record is from RefSeq and is a predicted model, not a curated record. The transcript has 8 exons.